Malania oleifera is the source of this 1767-nucleotide messenger RNA. RefSeq names its product mannose-1-phosphate guanylyltransferase 1-like. The transcript is spliced from 6 exons. Gene Ontology annotation, molecular function: GTP binding; mannose-1-phosphate guanylyltransferase (GTP) activity. The record is from RefSeq and is a predicted model, not a curated record. NCBI's taxonomy places the organism in Eukaryota, Viridiplantae, Streptophyta, Magnoliopsida, Santalales, Ximeniaceae. Bases 385 to 1470 code for a protein of 361 amino acids. Gene Ontology annotation, cellular component: cytoplasm. Gene Ontology annotation, biological process: GDP-mannose biosynthetic process; cell wall mannoprotein biosynthetic process.
AAAGUCGGCGGCACCUCUCCCCAAGUCAUAGAAUACUGGAAAGUGGAAGCCAGCAAAGGCGUUGCGCGACACGGACGCAAGCCCACUUCUUCCGCUUUUCUCCGACGAUCCCUGCGACUGCGACUCCGACGACUCCCUCCACCGCCUUCCCUAUGUAUUACCCAUUUGAAAAUUUCGACGGACAUUGACAAAUCAAAGCCCCACCCUCCAAAACCAAUGAAGUAAACACAACAGCUCCGUCGUUUUCCUCUUGUGAGUCCUUCGGAUAAUCGGAAUUAGCGUCCUGGUGUAGGGAGCGUAGUGUCUGGUGUACCGCGUUUAGCGCUAGGUUCUUCAGUAACGUGAUCUUCAAGUAUACAGGAAGAAAAGGUUGGGAUUGUCAGAAUGAAGGCACUUAUUCUUGUUGGAGGGUUUGGAACACGAUUGAGACCAUUGACUCUCACUGUGCCAAAGCCCCUUGUUGAGUUUGCUAACAAGCCUAUGAUACUACAUCAGAUAGAAGCACUUAAAGCUAUUGGAGUGACUGAAGUCGUUUUGGCCAUCAAUUACCAACCAGAGGUGAUGCUGAACUUCUUGAAGGAAUUUGAGAAAAGGCUUGGUAUCAAGAUCACCUGUUCCCAGGAAAUUGAACCACUUGGCACAGCAGGUCCCUUAGCUUUGGCUAGGGAUAAAUUAAUAGAUGACUCUAAUGAACCCUUUUUUGUCCUUAACAGUGAUGUUAUUAGUGACUACCCGCUGAAGGAAAUGAUUGAAUUCCACAAAAGCCAUGGAGGAGAGGCUUCCAUUAUGGUAACCAAGGUGGAUGAACCAUCAAAAUAUGGAGUGGUGGUUAUGGAAGAAACUACUGGGAAAGUGAAUAAGUUUGUAGAGAAGCCCAAAAUAUUUGUGGGUAACAAAAUCAAUGCUGGAAUCUACUUAUUGAAUCCAUCUGUUCUUGAUCGGAUUGAACUAAAGCCCACCUCAAUUGAGAAAGAGGUAUUCCCAAAGAUUGCUGCGGAGUGUAAACUCUAUGCCAUGGUCCUACCUGGUUUCUGGAUGGACAUUGGACAGCCGAAGGAUUACAUUAAAGGCUUGCAGCUCUACCUGGGUUCCUUGAGCAAAAAAACCCCAUCCAAACUGGCCACUGGAUCUAACAUUAUUGGAAAUGUUCUGGUAGAUGAUAGCGCUGCUAUUGGAGAUGGCUGCCUCAUCGGGCCAGAUGUAGCCAUUGGUCCAGGAUGUGUGGUCGAAUCAGGGGUCAGGCUCUCGCACUGUACCGUAAUGAGUGGAGUUCGAAUAAAGAAGCAUGCUUGCAUCUCCAGUAGCAUUAUCGGGUGGCACUCCACUAUUGGGAGGUGGGCUCGGAUAGAGAACAUGACAAUAUUGGGAGAAGAUGUCCAUGUGGGCGACGAAGUUUACAGCAAUGGAGGUGUUAUCCUGCCCCACAAGGAGAUCAAGUCCAGCAUUUUGAAACCGGAGAUUGUCAUGUGAGGGUUAUGAUUCUGAUUAGGAAUUGGCGUGUGUUCAGUUCAUGUUGCAAACCAGGUGCUUCCCUUCCCAGCAAAACCUCUACUAUUUCCAAUUCUCAGCUGCAGCUGUUAAAUUCUGUAUUCUGAGGAGAGGAAGAGGAAGAUGAAUGAGUAGGAAUUUUGGGUAAUGUAGAUGUAAACUGCUUGCUAUACUUGUUUCUAAGGGAACAUAAUCUUUAAUUUCUUACUCCUUAAAACAACACAAUUUUUUUUAUUCUUUGGAAAAUUUAAUAUAUCUAACAACCUGAUUGAUAUUAAA